This is a messenger RNA of Setaria italica (foxtail millet), 5202 nucleotides long. Its product is annotated as protein GFS12. Lineage: Eukaryota; Viridiplantae; Streptophyta; Magnoliopsida; Poales; Poaceae. The coding region runs from base 45 to 4991 and encodes 1648 amino acids. The transcript is spliced from 17 exons. Gene Ontology annotation, biological process: protein phosphorylation. The record is from RefSeq and is a predicted model, not a curated record. Gene Ontology annotation, molecular function: protein binding; ATP binding; protein kinase activity.
CGUCACACGAAUUCGGCCGCGGCUCCUCCGAUCCAGCGCCGGCGAUGGGCUGCGCGCCGGAGGCGGCCGCCGCGGCGUGCCCGGACUGCCUGGAGCGCCUCGUCCGCUCCGACCUCGACGGCUCCGGCCUCUCCUUCGUCCACGGCCUCUCCGACUCCCCGCUCCCCUUCGCCGCCUCCGCGGUCGUCCAGAUAGCGUCUGAUGGAGCCGAGGAAAGUAACGGGAGGCAGCACUGCUCCAGUUUUGUUUUAGUGGGCCUAUGCGGUGGCAAAGCGCCUUGUGGUAGUAAGAAAUGUGACAACAAUUCCUUGGAGAAUGGUAUUCAUAAAGAUCCCCAGGCAGAGCAAAGAAUAUAUAGUGAUGAUGACCAGUAUGCUGAGCAAUCAGAUUCCUCUUCUGGCAAAGGAUGCAUUGAAGAUCAUAAAAGUCCCUCUGGGCUCAGUAAGCAGCAACAGGUCAUAAGCACAAUUGCCAAAUUAACUCCCAUUUGCUAUCUCAGCAUAGGCCACACUUCAGAGGUUAGAGAGCUUAUCUCGACUUACCUGAACAUCUCAACUGAAGAGAAUGUAAUUAAUUCGUUAAAUCUGUUAUCUGAAAACAAAAUUAGUGGUUUUGCUGGAUUAGAUUUCCUCAGUUUUGUUGGAUUUUCAGCAUUUGAUGAUCUGCAUCCUUCUGGACGUGUGAGGCAUCCCAACAUCUUACCAGUGUUAGGUGUUCUAGAAACAUCUGAUUGUUGCUACAUGUUGCAUCCAAAGGCUCCAUAUACUUUGGAAAAUAUCAUGCACUACAGUCCAGAGGCAUUCUGCUCAGAUUGGCAUAUUAGAUUUCUCAUCUACCAGAUAAUAUCUGCUUUGGCAUACCUUCAUGAUUCAGGGGUUCAUCAUGGCAAUCUAAAGCCAUCAAAGAUCUUGAUGUCAGAUUCCUUAUGGCCUUACCUGAGCAUAAGUGAUACUUGUCCUGUAAAAUACAGUUGGGGUUUUGCCGAUACCAAAAACUCACCUAAUUCAUGCUGUUUUAUGGAGGACUGUUCCUCAAAAGCCAUUUAUACUGGUUUCAAACUGCAAUCAUCCUUGGAUUGGCAAUCUCACUUUAAGCAAUGGUGGAAAGGUGAGUUGAGCAAUUAUGAAUACCUUCUUGUCUUAAACAAGUUAGCUGGUAGAAGGUGGGGUGAUCCAGCUUUUCACACAGUGAUGCCUUGGGUAAUAGAUUUCACUUUGAUGCCUGAUGAGAGUUCUGAUAAUGGUUGGAGGGACCUGACCAAAAGUAAAUGGCGGUUGGCGAAAGGUGAUGAGCAGUUGGAUUUUACGUAUUCAUCAUCUGAGAUUCCACAUCAUGUUUCUGAUGAGUGUCUGUCAGAGCUAGCUGUCUGCAGUUACAAAGCAAGGAGAUUACCUAAGACCAUCUUGAGGUCUGCUGUGCGUUCCGUCUAUGAGCCCAAUGAAUACCCUUCUAGUAUGCAAAGGCUUUACCAGUGGACGCCUGAUGAAUGCAUUCCAGAAUUUUAUAGUGAUCCUCGGAUUUUCACCUCACUUCAUUCUGAAAUGAGUGAUUUGGCUUUGCCUUCCUGGGCAACAUCCGCAGAGGAUUUCAUUUGUCUGCACAGGGAUGCAUUAGAGAGUGACAGAGUAUCACAACAACUGCAUCACUGGAUCGACAUAACCUUUGGCUAUAAACUUUCUGGAGAAGCAUCUGUUGAAGCCAAAAAUGUAAUGUUGCCUCCUAGUGAUCCAUCUAGACCUAAAUCAAUCGGGCGACAUCAGCUUUUUACAAGGCCUCAUCCUAAGCGUCUUGUUAGCACCCCUCAUGCUGUCUACCACAACAAAAUGGAGUCCUGUGCUAGAUGCUGUGGCAAACAAAGUAGUGCAACAACUGAUGCAGCAUUACAUGGCAGUUCUCCAAAUGUGCUUUCAGAAAUUGGCUGUAUGGAGGAAUUUGAGAAAGCAACUCUGUUUGCAGAGCUUGAACACCAUUUGGAUCCAACAUAUGACUAUGGUGAUACUUCAACUUGUUGCUCUUCCGCCAAAUAUCCCAAGAGCCAAAUUGCAGAUCAGAUCUUGCAACAGGACUGUGCAAUGCCAGUUGCAGCUUUAUUUGAUUUUGGUUCCUUUCUUGAAUGCUUCGAAUCUGAUGGUGGUCCUGCAGGUUAUCAAGAACUGCUGCUGUGGAAUCAAAAGUCCCAUUCAGAAAAUGAGCUUCAUGCAAAUGAUGUAUUUUCUAUAGGGUGCAUGGUGGCAGAAAUGUAUCUGCAAAGGCCACUUUUUGACACUGCCUUGCUAGCUGCAUACAAAGAAAGUGGCAUAGUGCCAGGAGCAAUUCAAGAAUUGCCUUCUCAUGUUGCACUUCUUGUCGAGUCAUGCAUACAGAGGGAAUGGAAAAGGAGGCCAUCAGCAAAGCACCUUUUGGAAUCAUCAUACUUUCCUCCAUCAAUUCGAUCUGCAUAUAUGUUUCUUGCUCCACUUCAAGUUUUGUGUACAUCUAGAGAGCGAAUCAAGUAUGCUGCUAAGCUUGCAAGUGAAGGUGCACUUAAAGCUAUGGGAGAAUUUGCUGCUGAAAUGUGUGCACCUUACUGCUUAUCGCUUGUUUCAUCAUCUUUGUUAGAUGUUGAUACUGAAUCGGCCUUGUCUCUGCUUAAAGAAUUUAUAAAGGGCUUGAGUAUCCAAGCAACUAAGGAACUCAUUCUGCACAUCAUUCAGAAGAUCUUACAGGCACCAGAAUAUUCGCAUCUGAAGGUUGCCCUUCUUCAAGACUCUUUUGUUCGAGAUUUGUGGAAGAAAUUGGGAAAACAAACUUAUAUUGAGAAGGUACAUCCUUUGGUGAUCUCAAACUUGUACAAUUCACCUAACAAGAUCACUGCCUCUGCUGCAUCCACUGUUCUGAUCGUCUCAAGUGAGGAACUAGGAAUACCAAUUACCAUUCAUCAGACAAUUUUACCGCUAAUUCACUGUUUCGGCAAAGGAUUGUGUGCUGAUGGAAUUGAUACUUUGGUCAGGAUUGGUGGGCUACUUGGAGAAAAUUUUGUUGUCAAGCAAAUUCUUCCAUUGCUUAGGAAUGUUAUACUCUCAUGUAUCGAUUCGUCAAAGAUGAAUAAGCCUGAGCCACAGCAUAGUUGGAACUCUUUUGCUCUCAUUGAUGGCUUAUCUGCCUUGGAAGGCCUUGUCUCAGUUCUUCCCAUAAAAGCUGUUCUUAAAGAGCUUCUUCAGGACCAAGUCUGUCUUCAUGUAAAGGUUCUUAUGCAGAUUCACUUGGAUCUUCGUGUGAUUCAGGUGGCGGCUACCGCACUUGUUGACCUUUGUCGACGCAUUGGACCAGAGAACACUUCUAUAUAUGUUUUGCCACAACUGAAGGAGCUUUUUGCUGAACUAGCCUUUUCUCAUGAGUCAUCUGGUCUUAGCCUUCUUACGAAAGUGUUAAAAACUUCUGAAGGAAACAAAAGUGAGUCAAUUACAAUGGAAUCUCGAAUUGAUCUUGUGUUCCUGCUAUAUCCUUUUCUUGCAUCACUUGUUGGGAUAGAGAAGCUCCGGGAGUGUUGCUCAACAUGGUUUCUAUUGGAGCAAGCUCUUCAAAGGUUGUACAAUUGGAAGUGGGAGCCUUCCGGUGAUUGUUCUAAGAAUGCUGAAAAUAUGAAAGGGCAAAGGUUUCAGCCUGGAAACUCUAUCUCAUCAGAGUUUGUUCCAACCAAACUGCUUUUCAAUGGGGCAGGUUGGUCCGUGCCACAAUCAGAAACCACUAAAACGGGUCGGAAUGCUGCGUCCUCUAAGCCAGGAUCUAAGCUUGAGAAUGAGACUAACAGUGACAAUUCAUAUACUUCAAGUUCUGGAAAUCAGCCAUGGUUUUGGUUCCCCAGCCCUGAUAGUAGCUGGGGUGCUCCAGAAUUUCUUGGACGUGGUGGUGGUGUGAGAGAUGAACUUCCCUGGAAGAUUAAAGCUUCUGUCCUUUACUCAGCCCGUGCUCACCCUGGUGCUCUACGGUCAUUAGCAGUUCAUGAUGAUGAGUGCACAGUUUUUACUGGAGGAGUUGGUCCUGGUUUUAAAGGAAGUAUCCAGAGGUGGGAGUUGCCAAACAUGAAUUGCACGUCUGGUUAUUAUGGACAUGAAGAGGUUGUCAAUUCCAUCCGCAUCCUGUCAAUUACUGGCAGAGUGGCUUCUUGUGAUGGCACUAUUCAUAUAUGGAAUGGGCAGACAGGAAAGCUCAUUGCAGUUCAUGCUGAGUCGUCUACUACCUUCCCACUCCAAACUGCAUCUAUUGAGCAGGCAAACAUGCUUAAUCAGGAUGCACUCUCAGGUGGAAUAUUGUCAAAUGCAUUUCGUGGUAGUUUGUAUACGACUAUGCAUUAUAUGGAAUCUGAUGGUAUCCUUGUUGCGGGUAUGGGAAAUGGUUCAAUCAGAUUUAUUGACAUAUCUCGGGAUCAGAAGCUACAUUUAUGGAAGAGUGAUUCUGCUGAAAUAUCUUUCUCAUCCCUUGUGUCAGCUAUUUGCUCAUGUAGCUCAGACAGGCUUUCCAUACGAACCCCUAUGGCUUCAUCCUGGAUAGCCGCAGGUCUAAGUUCUGGUUACUGUCGGUUGCUUGAUAAGCGUAGUGGGAGCAUCAUUGCAGUUUGGCGAGCACAUGAUGGACACAUCACAAAGCUGGCAGCUCCAGAUGACCACUUAAUUGUAUCAAGUUCCCUUGACAAGACUCUUCGAGUUUGGGACAUCAGAGGGAAUCUGGCAAUGCAGUCAAACAUUUUCAGAAGUCAUUCAGAUGGCAUCUCCAACUUUUCUGUCUGGGGCCAAGAUGUGAUAUCAAUUUCAAGAAACAAAAUCGCACUGACUUCUCUUUCAAGGACAGCAAGUGAUAUUGGACAUCAGCAGCUUGCACUUCAGAACUUGUAUUCGGCUGACAGAGGAAUGAAACACAAAAACCUUUCUGUGCUUUCAACGAUUGAUGUGCUUCCGUUUUCAAGAUUGUUCGUGGUUGGAACUGAAGAUGGAUUUCUCAAAAUCUGCCACUAGUUGCUUCUAGUACUGGUAAUCGUGUCUCCAUUGAGCUGAGAAAUUUUGGGGUUUAUACCUCCCUCCUUGAGUUGAUUUUGUAGCAGUGCCUAUUGCCAUAGUUCGUUUUUAUUUUGCCAGGAGCCACACUAGAGUAUACACACGCAUAUUGUACAGGAAAUACAUUGUGUGUAAACCUUAUCUUUGAGUGAAAGCUUGAUAAUUUGUUUCA